This is a messenger RNA of Peniophora sp. CBMAI 1063, 309 nucleotides long. NCBI's taxonomy places the organism in Eukaryota, Fungi, Basidiomycota, Agaricomycetes, Russulales, Peniophoraceae. The record is from the annotation of a GenBank genome assembly.
AUGCUUGCCCACGACUUCGGCGACCUCCGCAUCUGGGGCAUCCGGUCCUUCGACAAGUCGCUCAUCCGCAUCCGCCACGUCCAGCCCGUGCGCGCUGCCGCGUUCUCGCCUAGCACCACCAAACCGAUCCAGGCAAUCGUGGGGCUGGACAACGGCAGCAUCUACAGGUGGGACCUCAAGAUGAGCCACAAAGGCCAGCUCAGCCGUAUAACAGCAACCCACUCUGGCGCCGUCCUCUCCCUCGACUGGAUUGGCUCGAAUGCAAGGCUUUGGGCGACGCUGUGUGCAAGCAUGUUCAUCAGGGCUUGA